Messenger RNA from Myotis davidii, 1620 nucleotides. Its product is annotated as LIM domain-binding protein 3-like. Bases 113 to 1045 code for a protein of 310 amino acids. The record is from RefSeq and is a predicted model, not a curated record. Gene Ontology annotation, cellular component: stress fiber; Z disc; adherens junction. The transcript has 8 exons. Gene Ontology annotation, biological process: heart development; muscle structure development; actin cytoskeleton organization. Gene Ontology annotation, molecular function: muscle alpha-actinin binding; actin binding. Lineage: Eukaryota; Metazoa; Chordata; Mammalia; Chiroptera; Vespertilionidae.
UAUCAGUGUCGAUGGCAUUUGUUCCCAGCUAUUCUUAGGAGCCUCUCAGAAGCGCCACACAGCCCAGCCGACAGCCAGGGACAGAGCAGAGGCUGUCGCUGUCCGCACCAGCAUGUCUUACAGCGUGACCCUGGCGGGGCCUGGGCCCUGGGGCUUCCGUCUGCAAGGGGGCAAGGACUUCAACAUGCCGCUCACCAUCUCCCGGAUCACACCAGGCAGCAAGGCAGCACAGUCCCAGCUCAGCCAGGGGGACCUCGUGGUAGCCAUCGACGGCGUGAACACAGACACCAUGACCCAUCUGGAGGCCCAGAACAAGAUCAAGUCCGCCAGCUACAACCUGAGCCUCACCCUGCAGAAGUCGAAGCGACCCAUUCCCAUCUCCACGGCAGCGCCCCCGAUCCAGUCUCCUCUGCCAGUGAUCCCCCACCAGAAGGACCCUGCUCUGGACGCCAACCCCGAGGUGCGGGCCGGCCCGGGCCCGGAGGUCAGGCAGGCCUUAGGUGCCUCCUCCUCCCACAUGGAGGCCUCUGACCCGGGUCCUCCUCAGGGCAGCCCGGGGGCCAAGACCAGCUCGGAGGGAGCCCUGCACUCGCUCAGCCCGAAAGCGCCCCAGGGCGCGAGCCAGCCCAGGCAGUAUAACAACCCCAUUGGCCUGUACUCAGCGGAGACGCUGAGGGAGAUGGCUCAGCUGUAUCAGAUGAGCCUCCGAGGAAAGGCCUCAGGUGCUGGACUCCCAGGAGGGAGCCUUCCUGUUAAAGACCUCGCUGUGGACAGCGCCUCUCCCGUGUACCAGGCUGUGAUUAAGAACCAGAACAAGCCGGAAGAUGAGGCUGAUGAGUGGGCCCGCCGCUCCUCCAACCUUCAGUCCCGCUCCUUCCGCAUCCUGGCUCAGAUGACAGGAACUGAGUACAUGCAAGACCCUGAUGAAGAAGCUUUGCGAAGGUCAAGGGAAAGGUUUGAAACGGAACGUAACAGCCCACGUUUUGCCAAAUUGCGCAACUGGCACCAUGGCCUUUCAGCCCAAAUCCUUAACGUUAAAAGCUAAAAGACUGCCUGGAGCCCCCGCCUGCCACUCCCCCCACAGAUCUGGCGUGUGAGCCCCACGGCGAUGCUUGAAUAUGUAGAGCUGUGCUGGCACCUUCGUAGUCAGGGCGGCACUGCACCCCGCACCCCCUCAAUGCAACCCUCACCGCCCCAGACAGCCCGUGUCUCUGCUUCCCCACCCAGGGCCGUACCCAGGGCCGUAGCCAUAGUUCAGAGAGGAUGUGAUGGGGUUUACUGGCCUAACACCCCAGAACCAAGGGAGACAGCUCGCCCCUAGUGGAUUCCCUGCCACCCUCAGUGGCUGGGAGAGUAGCCCUGCCCAGUGCCGUCUGGGAGGAGUCGUCCAUGGAGCAGGGUCCUGGGAGGAGGAGGCUCCCUGCUGCAUUCCCUACCUUGCUGCCCUCUGAGCUGGAGCCCUGGAGGAGGGGGAGCCUAGGGUAGAGGCAGCAGGCCCUCGGCCUGUGGUGAGGCUGGCAUGUGCUCUCCCUCUGUGCCAUGUGCGCUAGCUGCCCAGCCCUCUCUCCGGUACAGAUAUGCAUGCUCAUUCUGAAAUAAAGAGGAUUUGAAAUAACAAAC